AUGAAGUCAAGACGGCAACACCUUCUUUCACCCUUCAUCAGUGCAGCUAUGUCGGUUAUUCCUGGUUUCUCGACUGGUGUUUCGACAGAUUCAGAUAUCGUCGUUGAUAGCGGAUCUAAAAAAUUCACAGAGUUACACAUUCCUUCACAAUCAGAAUGGCGAGUAGAAAUUCCGUUUCAAACCGUUCUUAAAUUGAAUGUGGUGAGUGGGAUUGCAGAAAUAUACGGAACAGAGCUUCCAAAUAAUGUAGAGAUGACGUUUUCUGGUGCUAAGAUAAGCAUAUAUGCCCCUCAGACAGAAUCGAAUACUGGAUGCACCAUUAAGUACACUACUGGCAUUAAGAAAUCAAACCAAAGUGGAAUGAGCAGUGGCUCCAAUGGAUCAGAGAAUGAAAUCACUGAAUACAUCAGUGAGGAAGAAUCUUCAAUGGUACAGAAUAUAAAUUUACAUUUUGUGCUUGAAUCAAUUCGCCAGCAGACCAACGAGGGCCCUAGAGUGAUGGUAAUUGGUAACUCACAGUCUGGUAAGACAUCGCUACUCAAAACAUUGGCUGCGUACGCCCUCAAGAUGGACAGAAGUCCGAUCCUAGUCAACUUGAACCCUCAAGAAGGAGUAUAUUCGUUGCCCGGGUCACUUACCGCUACUCCUAUCAGUGAUAUGUUUGAAGUAGAGUCCACCAACGGAUGGGGUAAUACCACAACUUCGGGUGUUACAUUCCACAAUCCCAAGCAGCCCAUAGUGAAGAACUAUGGAUUCGAAAAGUUCAAUGAAAAUAUGGAUCUUUACAAGUAUCAGGUUUCAAAGUUGGGGGUUGCGGUGAUGUCGAGAUUAGAAGAGGAUGCUGAAGUAAGACAGAGUGGUGUUUUAGUUGACACUCCGGCGUUGACUAUAAAGGAUUUCACCAUCAUUGAGAAUAUAGUCUCUGAUUUUGAAAUUAACAUGAUUGUGGUUAUUGGGAAUGAGAGAUUGGUGAUUGAAUUGAGGAAAAAGUUUAGACAUAAGGUCAACAAUCCAUUGAAUAUAGUUAAAUUGACUAAAAGUGGGGGUGUGGUGGAAGUAGAUGAAGCAUUCGUGAGAAACUUGCAACAACAAACCAUUAGAGAAUACUUUUACGGAACGUUGAAGAGUCCACUUUCUCCGUACAAUACCAAUAUUGACUUCAAGGAUUUAGUUAUAUAUAAGACGGUUGAAUCCCUGGAAUUUAACCCUUCGUUGGCAUUUUUGCCUUCUGGGGACGAUUUCACACCUGAAGUAGAUGACCUGGAUAUGAUGGACGAGGGAAAUGGCAACAGGAAGAGCAAUGAAUUUUCUUUGGACAAGUACUACCUGAAAGUAGAGGAACCUGAUGCUUCCUUGUUGAGCAAUACUAUAUUGGCGAUUACACAGCUACCCGCCAACGACAAGCUGGCUAAGAACUUGAUGAACACUAGUGUAAUGGGGUACGCAUACGUUUCUGAUGUGGACGAUGCAAAGAAGAAAAUGAGAAUAUUAUUGCCUGUUCCUGGUACAUUACCUAGGAAUAUAUUAAUUGUCACCGGAAUUAGAUAUAUAGAGUAG
Molecule: messenger RNA, 1557 nt
Organism: Dujonia railenensis
Lineage: Eukaryota; Fungi; Ascomycota; Pichiomycetes; Serinales; Debaryomycetaceae
Source: the annotation of a GenBank genome assembly